UAUCAACCUUGAAUGCCACUCUUCAACCAUCCACGAGUGAAUUCAAGCUUAACAAUCUCGAAGAACGUAUAAUCACCAUACAGCUAUUCAACCCAGUUUAAGACGUCAAGAUGUCCAACAGCGCCGCCUAUGACAGGCACAUCACCAUCUUUUCUGACCAAGGACGGCUGUAUCAAGUUGAAUAUGCCUUCAAAGCUGUCACCGCGGCAAAUAUCAUGUCGAUCGGCAUCAGGGGGAAGGACUGCGCCGUAGUAUUAUCACAAAAGAAAGUUCCCGACAAGCUCAUCGAUCCCUCUUCCGUCUCCCAUAUCUUCAAGCUCUCCCCAUCCGUAGGAUGUGUCAUGACCGGUUCGAUCGCAGAUUCGAGGGCGUGGGUGACGAGAGCUCGUGGUGAAGCUGCUGAGUUCAGAUACAAGUAUGGAUACGAGAUGCCGUGCGACGUAUUGGCCAAGAGGUUGGCGAACAUAUCCCAGGUGUAUACUCAGCGCGCCUACAUGCGUCCAUAUGGUGUCUCAACCACCCUCGUAUCCCUUGACUUCGAAAACGGCCCUCAGCUCUACAAGUGCGACCCCGCUGGUUAUUACACCGGUUACAAGGCCACGGCAUCGGGCCCAAAGCAGCAGGAGGCUUUCAACCACUUGGAGAAGAAGCUCAAGAACAAGGAUAGCGCAGAGGGUACCUGGGAGGAGGUUGUCGAGCUGGCUAUAACUACCCUCAGCACGGUCCUCAGCGUGGACUUUAAGAAGGGAGAGUUGGAGAUCGGCAUUGCUGGCGGACCGCGUGCGGACGGAAAGGAAGGGCCCGACCCGGGUUUCAGAGCGUUGACGGAGGAAGAGAUUGAUGAGCGUCUGCAAGCCAUUGCGGAGAAGGAUUGAGGUAAUUGGGACGAGCAUGUGGAGUGAGGGCGUUAAGCCUUGUUGCCCAGUUUGCAUUAGCGCCACGAUUACAGCUAUUCAAGCAUCACGGUUACCCUUCAGCCAAUCGUUGGUUGCUCUUGCCAGAUUGGGAGGGCAUGUAAUAUCAGAAUAAGAUUCGAAAUCAAUGAAGGCGUUGCAGGCCGUUUGCUAUUGCUUCCAUUUCUUUCCACUUCCAAUAUUAGAUCCAUGAACACA
This is a messenger RNA of Pseudogymnoascus verrucosus, 1112 nucleotides long. RefSeq names its product proteasome subunit YC7alpha/Y8 (protease yscE subunit 7) (gene SCL1). The record is from RefSeq and is a predicted model, not a curated record. The transcript has 5 exons. Gene Ontology annotation, biological process: ubiquitin-dependent protein catabolic process. Lineage: Eukaryota; Fungi; Ascomycota; Leotiomycetes; Thelebolales; Thelebolaceae. The coding region runs from base 111 to 875 and encodes 254 amino acids. Gene Ontology annotation, cellular component: nucleus; proteasome core complex, alpha-subunit complex; proteasome core complex.